AUGCCUUCAUGUGGUGAGCUCGCUGGACCCACUUCAUCGCGUCGUACAGCAGCAGACACCUUAGAACCUGACCCAAAACGAGCGCGUCGCUCAGUGCAAGCGAUCACCGUAGAACCAGUGACAAAAUCCAAUCAAGAUCCUCUAGACUCGGACUACAAUUCUAGUCAUUCAUCGUCCUUACGCCAAUACACACACGUUGAUGCCGACCAGCCCACACCCCCUUCUCCUUCUACCAAGUCUACGAAACGUAACAAUCCUUCCUCUCCGGCCCUGUGCUCUUCAAAACGAAGUUCACCUUCACCGAGCUCAGCCAAUCCUCACCGCCAUCACACCGUUCCCCUCCACACAUCUGAGCACGACGGCAUCAAAAUAGCAACCACCACCGAGGAUCAGAAGACCAAAACCAUUGACCUUACAGAGGAGCAUUCAAAGGACAGCGUUUGCGAGAAGGAGUCUGACUCUACUGCGCCAGAAGAGCCCAAAUACUUUCAACCCAACUGGUUCGCAGACAGUGAGUCUGAGCAAGAGUCUGAAUCUAUCGAGCCAGAAGAGCCCGAGUACUUUCAGCCUGACUGGUUCGCUGACAGCGACUCCGAGAGCAUUGGAGUCAAUAUGCCACCCAAGAAAGAUGCCUCAACGCCAGACGAGGCACGUUGUGCCCUGAAGGAUCAAAAUAUCUAUUUCAAUGAUGGGGGUGGACUGCGACGCGGCGAACAUCUAGUCAAAUGGGCACACGGAAAGGUUCUUGUACAGGAGCGGGGGUCUCCUACGGCGGCUCAGAAGGGGCCGAAGAUUCAGCAUGUCGCUGAGACUAUGUCAAAGAUGGGUGAAGCCGAAUUUCAGAUGGUCAUGCUGCAGGUCUUGCUGAACGAAUCACGCAUGGUCCUUAAGAAAGACCCAAGUCGUCCCCCAGACAAAAAGCUCACAAUCGACGACUUCGAGCCCGAUCCGCGUGCAUAUACAGCCGAUUGCCUAGGCCGAAAAGCUGAAGCACAAUUUGAAAAGAAUGCAGUGCCGCAGAUCAAACCCAGUAGCGAAAACAACUUUGCCGCCAUAUUCAAGGCUUUCCCUAAUCUGAAAGACCCCAAGGCAGAUGUUACAUGGGCUAUCAGCGAAGACCUGCUUGCAGGCUAUCGUGGACUACGUAUGAUAUUUGAAAAUUGCGGCAUCUCGCGUCUCACGAAGCAGCUUUAUUUCCCGUUCUUUUCAGGUGACUUCAAAACCAACAAUCGGCCCAUCGCAGAGGCAGAAAAUGAAUGUGCCCGUAUGGGCAGUGCCAUGGUGUGGCAUCGCCACCAAUGGAAUGAGGUCGCCGAGGGUAGACCAAUUCCGGAGCUCUCAGAGGACAUGGCGGAGGUGACCGAGUACGACGUCGCCACUCCAGAUUUCGCAUCCGUAUGCUUCACCGGCGCCAUCGCCCCCAAUGCUGCUAUGCUGUUCGUGAAUUGGAAGGAGGACUGGAGCAAUGGCACUAUGUACUUUCACACCCACCGCCUUGUGUCUCACAACCUCGCCCCUUCCUUCGACAGCUCCGCCGACGAAUUCCAGAAGCAGUUGAGCAAUAUCAUCGAUUGGGGAGUCGGGGAGUGGGCGCCUGGGAUCUAUGACCAGGCUAGGAAGAUUGCGAGAAGAGUUUCGCCAGGAAAACCGGACAUUGCGAUUCCCGAAGUCCAUCGUCGUGAGUAUAAGUGA
This is a messenger RNA of Bacidia gigantensis, 1692 nucleotides long. RefSeq lists its product as uncharacterized. The record is from RefSeq and is a predicted model, not a curated record. Bases 1 to 1692 code for a protein of 563 amino acids. Lineage: Eukaryota; Fungi; Ascomycota; Lecanoromycetes; Lecanorales; Ramalinaceae. The transcript is spliced from 3 exons.